AUGGACCAACAAAAAGAGCAGAAAAGCAUAGCCUCGCGCAUUGCUAACGCCCUCAAGUCCUUCAUGCAGGUCGACGAGAACGGAUGCCUUGCCGAGGUGACGACCGAUCUGGUCGCGCUCUUUGUAGCCAAGCUAACACCUGCUGAACAGUCACAGUUCAGCAAAUCCGCCGCCGAGAACGGUGUAGUUGAAAAUGUCAGAAGAAAACAAGCCUAUAAAUGUCUUGCCAAAGUCAGCUGUUGGUUCAGAACUGAUUUGCCCGACGUGUUCCAAGAAGUUGUGAAGUGUGAAGAGGAGUUGCAGCCUCCAAUUGCUGUGUUUAUUGGGCCAACAGUGAAGCAAGAAACAUUAUUUACUUCCGAAGAUAAGGAUCCUCUUGCAUCCUGCUGUGAUGGUGCUUCUGUUGCUACAAUUAAACAAGAGAUCACAGCAUGUUCCCCAGGUGAUGGGUGUUUUUCAUCAGAGAAAACCAACACAAUGCAGACACAACAGAGCCAUAGUUCAGACUUGGAUUGCAUCCCUAAGAGUAGCAACAGCAACUAUGACCAGACCACGCAGGGCAAGGACGAGCUCCCAAACAGCAGUAUCCAAAGGGGAAAACGAUUUAAGCGUCCCAUUUGCGAUAAGAUGAUCAGUAGAAAUGGGAAGUUACAUAGGCAUAUGCUCACCCACACUGCUAAGAAACCUUUCCAGUGUUCUAUCUGUGAGAAGACAUUAACUCAGAAAGGACACUUAGCUCGUCAUAUGCGCACCCACACCGGUGAGAAACCUUUCCAGUGUUCCGUCUGUGAGAAGACCUUCACUCAGAAAGGACACUUGGAUAAGCACAUGCGCACCCACACUGGUGAGAAACCUUUCCAUUGUUCCAUCUGUGAGAAGACAUUCGCUCACAAAGGAACCUUGGAUAUCCACAUGCGAACCCACUCUGCUGAGAAAACUUUC
Gryllus bimaculatus (two-spotted cricket) is the source of this 942-nucleotide messenger RNA. Lineage: Eukaryota; Metazoa; Arthropoda; Insecta; Orthoptera; Gryllidae. The record is from the annotation of a GenBank genome assembly.